UCAUACCAGAUUGACAGAUAUUUAAAUAGAGAGAGGUGGAUUUUCAUUCAUUUCACUGACUUGAAGAACCUAUACGCCUGCAUCUCAAGCAGACGACCUAACGAUUCCAAUCUGCCGAGAGAGAAGAAGACUGUCUCAAUCUUCCCCUGGGCGGGAAGCAUCAGCACAGCCCUCGACAUGGACAACACAACAGAAUUGGCCCUGACCCCUGUCAAUAACAACUUCACCAACAGCAACUGUUCCCGUGACAACGUGCUGAAGACGGUGGUGUUUCCUGUUCUCUACUCCCUCCUCUUCCUGUUGGGCCUGUCGCUCAACGGCCUGGCAGUGUGGGUGUUCUUCAGCAUCCCCAGCCGCUCCCACUUCAUCAUCUACCUCAAGAACAUUGUGGUGGCCGACGUCCUCAUGACCCUCACCUUCCCCUUCAAGGUGCUGUCUGACUCCAACAUGGCAUCAGUGGGUCUGCGUGUCUUUGUCUGCCGUGUCUCCUCUGUGCUCUUCUAUCUCACCGUGUACAUCAGCAUCCUCUUCUUCGGCCUCAUCAGCAUCCUCUUCUUCGGCCUCAUCAGCAUCCUCUUCUUCGGCCUCAUCAGCAUCCUCUUCUUCGGCCUCAUCAGCAUCCUCUUCUUCGGCCUCAUCAGCAUCGACCGCUGCAGGAAGACCCUCCAGCCCUUCAAGGUGACCAACAUGGCCCGUCUGACCCACAGAAAGCUGCUCUCUGUGGCUAUCUGGGCCUCCCUGCUGACCCUCUCCCUGCCCAACAUGAUCCUGACCAGCCACAGCCCCACCUCGGCCUACUUCAAGUGCAGCGUUCUUAAAACGGAGGCUGGGCUGCUCUGGCAUGAGGUGGUCAACUAUGUGUGCCAGAUAAUCUUCUGGGGGAACUUGGUGACAGUGAUAGUGUGUUACACACUCAUCACCAAAGAACUGUACAGUUCAUACGCCCGCACCAGGGCAUGCCGUUCUACUGGAGCCAUACACAACGCUGGUACUGGCGUGGGUAAUGUUGAAAGGCAGCGCCAGCCCCGGAGGAAGAGUGUAAGUUCAAACGUCUUCCUGGUGCUGGCUGUGUUCUUUGUGUGCUUCGUGCCGUUCCACUUCUCCCGCGUGCCGUACACCCUGAGCCAGACGAGGGUACACAUGUUUGACUGCAACCUCAAGCUGUUCUUCUUCCAGCUGAAGGAGAGUACACUCUGGCUGUCCUCCCUCAACUCCCUCCUGGACCCUCUCAUCUACUUCUUCCUCUGUAAGUCCUUCAGAACCACCCUGUUCAAGACCCUCCGUCUCCCACCUGGGACGUGCAGCUGGCUCACUGGGAGAGGGUCCGAUCCCAACACAGCGGAGGAUCAGACCCAAACACAGGAGACUCCCCUGGGAGACAAAUCUAUUAUGUAAUCUAUCUGUAUUUAGGUAAUAGGUAACUAAAACUCUAUGUUCUAUCUAUGUAUCGUGAAGAUCUGAUGAAUGUUUCACAGAGGAUCAUACUGCCCUCUCCUGGAAGGUUGACUAAACUGAACUGUGUGUUCAUUAAAAUGCCUAGGCAAUGGGAACAAUCAAUGUAAACUUCCAAUGAGAAACAAUAUUUUAGCCAGUGAUGAUUAUGAUAAUAUGCAGAGCAGCUGUUCCAGUACAGCAAUAGCUCUAUGUUUAUUACACCAGUCUGUUACACCAGUCUGUUACACCAGUCUGUUACACCAGUCUGUUACACCAGUCUGAUACACCAGUCUGAUACACCAGUCUGUUACACCAGUCUGAUACACCAGUCUGAUACACCAGUCUGAUACACCAGUCUGAUACACCAGUCUGAUACACCAGUUUGAUACACCAGUCUGAUACACCAGUCUGAUACACCAGUCUGUUACACCAGUCUGAUACACCAGUCUGAUACACCAGUCUGUUACACCAGUCUGUUACACCAGUCUGAUACACCAGUCUGUUACACCAGUCUGAUACACCAGUCUGUUACACCAGUCUGUUACACCAGUCUGAUACACCAGUCUGUUACACCAGUCUGUUACACCAGUCUGAUACACCAGUCUGUAACAGUUAGUAGAACGUUAUAACACCCUCUAAACAGCACCGUAACCUCAUGCCAAGGAACUCACCUCGGGUCUCCCUGUCUUUCUCGUAACAGCUUAGUUCCCUACACUGGCAUUCUGCUUUGACUUCAUCACUGUUUUGGCCUAGGAACUGAAGUAAGAGACAUACGUACUUCCCCUGUAAUUAUGUAUAACCAUGGCACAGUACUUAUGCCUGUCAUGUACAGGAUAGAGUCAGCAAAACGUUCUUUACAGUAUAAAAAUGUGACAUGUGAUUGUUUUUUUCUCUUCUAUUAAAUUAUUCAUGUAUAUAAAAACCAUUCUUCAACACAUCAAUACGAUAUCUAAGGGAUAAAUCUCCUGAUUUCAGACGAUUAGCUGAAAGCUAGCCGUUCUGUAUGUCAGACAUUAUACAACCUAUUUAACAGAUGGUCUAUGGGUAGGUGAGAGGGUGUAGCCUGUUGCUGCAGGGGCGGAUUGGCCAUCUGGCAAUUUUGGCAAAUGCCAGAUGGGGUGGACAAUUUUUGUUGUUGGGUGUGCUGGUAGAAAUUGACA
This is a messenger RNA of Oncorhynchus tshawytscha (Chinook salmon), 2594 nucleotides long. RefSeq names its product P2Y purinoceptor 12-like. The transcript has 3 exons. Gene Ontology annotation, cellular component: membrane. The coding region runs from base 178 to 1395 and encodes 405 amino acids. NCBI's taxonomy places the organism in Eukaryota, Metazoa, Chordata, Actinopteri, Salmoniformes, Salmonidae. Gene Ontology annotation, molecular function: G protein-coupled purinergic nucleotide receptor activity. The record is from RefSeq and is a predicted model, not a curated record. Gene Ontology annotation, biological process: G protein-coupled receptor signaling pathway.